AUCCCUCUGUAGUCACACCUUAGAAUACGCCAAAGACAUCCGAAGGUAGGUGAAACCAGAGUACCGCGGCCCGACAUGCCACCUCACAUGGAGUACUUUUACCACGAGUCCCGGGUCCCUUCCGCUUGCAUGCUGACACGGGAUGAUGAGCUGGAGGAGCCCGGCGUCAUCAGCUGCAUGCUGGUGGGCGACGGCGCUGUGGGUAAGACCAGUAUGAUCGUCAGCUACACCUCCAACGGAUACCCGGUGGACUACAAACAGACUGGCUUUGACGUUUUCUCCGGUCAGGUCCAAGUGGACGGAUCCCCAGUCAGAGUGCAGUUGGUGGACACUGCAGGACAGGAGGAGUUUGAUGAGUUCCGAUCACUGUCCUACUCGCACACAGAUGUAUUCCUGUUGUGCUUCAGCAUGGUCAACCCCGCCUCCUUCCACAACAUCACCAAGAAAUGGGUGCCCGAGAUCCGCGCCUGCAACCCCACCUCGCCCAUCGUCCUGGUGGGCACGCAGUCGGACCUGCUGCUGGAUGUCAACGUACUCAUUGGCUUGGACCGCGCCAGUGUCAAGCCCGUGGCAAGCUCUCGGGCGCAAGCCAUGGCAGAGAAGAUCCGGGCGGUGGAUUACGUGGAGUGCUCGUCACUCACGCAAAAGAACUUAAAGGAGGCGUUCGACGCCGCCAUCUUCGCCGCUAUCGAGAACAAAGCACGGCAGGCCAAGAAAAGGCGGUCGUCGGACAGGCGCACCAAAGCCUUUUCCAGGUGCAGCUGGAAGAAGUUCUUCUGCUUUAUCUGAGCCGCCCGGUAGUCUCGACCCUCUUAAUUUAUAUGCAGCUUUGGGCUGCGGAAAAUUCUCUGUGAAAGUGAAUUCCGGGAAAAGCAUCAGGAGAAGUUUCUGGAACUCUACCGAGCGAGGACUGUAGUAUUUUUUACCACUGCUAUAGCCCGGAAUAUGUAGCUUCAUGAGCCACUACGCUGCUAAAGGUUCUUCUGGUUUACCUCAGGGCCGGCCCAGGCCAUUUGGGGGCCCUAAGCAAAAUAAUGCCAAGGGGCCCAUAUUUUUGGCCAACCAUUUCGUCACAGUGUACUGUGAAACCCAAACAUGCAAUCCAACCUAUAUGUCCAUAUUUUGUAUACUAAUCAGAUUUUGUUGCACUGCAUUCUUAAAACUUCUCACCCCAAAUGAUUGUCAGUACUUACAGUAGAUAAUGCCAAACCUUUUUCUAAAAGAGGAAAGAAAGAAGUUGAGGAAGAACUUUUAUUUUUUAAGCUUGUAAUCAAGUAUCAAAACUCACAAAAGUCAAAUAAAGCAAACUGUAGUAAACAAAAUAGAAUAUAAAACAAUUGCCAGAUUGCCCCCUAUCUGGGCCCCCUAGUGGUCAGGGGCCCUAAGCAGCUGCAUAGUCUGCGUAUAGGCUGGGCCGUCCCUGGUUUACCUGUUACAUUGUAGAAUGUGUAAAUACCUUACUGCAUAUUUUUGAUAUCCUUGAUAUCAAGCUUGUGGUUCAUGAACUAGUACUGUUCAUCCUCACCUGGAGGACAAUUCAGUACAAUUUGGUGACAUAAAAUUCUACUAGGUGUUAGUAGUACACAAAAUAUUAUACAGUUGUGGAAAAACAUGACGAGCAAGACAGUAAGUCGACAAAUGCGCUGUAUUUCUUCUUCUAGUGAGUUGAAACGCCCCAUAGUCACUAACAGAGAAGGAAUUCAUAAUUGCAGUAAAUGUUUACGUGGUUAAAAAAAAACAGCGACGUAUUGUAAAGUAUGAAAUGAUUCUAUGAAAAACAGUUAAAUACAGCAUGAUCUGAAAUCACCUUCUUACAUGGCUACAUAUUCUUACGCUGCAAUGUAUGUAGGGCACCAUCAUAAAAAACAAGAAUGCCUUUAUCAGAUGUCCUCACUCCAUGUAAACGGACAGACUGUUCGGCUAUUUUGUUGAACAGGAACAUCAUGCAAAUUACAUUUGCAUGCUCGAAUGUGAGCAUAGUGAAAAAGAGAGGAGCCUAGUUUCAGCCUAGUUUUUGUAACAUUUAAGCCAAGUUGCGGUGCAACACUUAAGGUGCCACAUUCUUGCCUUAGUGCUAAAGGACGCUGCCCUGACUGGUUUUUUUGUGCGUCAAUUACACGACAGGGAAGUUUUGCAAUGUUGCAAAUAGGAACAUAUGUACUAUCACUUUGACUCAGGUGCACAAUGGAAGAAUAAACAAGUUACAGGAGAGAAGUCAGUCUCUUAGAUGACUAUCAGUCUAGAAAGAUCCUCUCGACUGUAAAAAUCAAAUUUGUUCCGGGCCACUAUAAAGUUAUGGUUUUGGUCGAAGGGCCUUCAUGAAUGGGAAAAAAAUAUGAAUUAUUCAUCACCUCAAAACAUGAUUUUAUGCAUACAAUUACAGAAAAUACAGAGGUAUGAAAAAGUGUCAGAACCUUUUGGAAUUUCUCACAUUUCUGCAUAAAAUCAACAAAUGUGAGCUGAUCUUUGUCAAAAUCACACAGAUGAAAAAACUGUCUUCUUUAACUUAAAACCACCCAAACAUUUAUAGGUUUUCAUAUUUUAAUGAGGAUUGUAUGCAAACAAUGACAGAACGGAGAAAAUAAGUAAGUGAACCAACAAAUUUAAUAUUUUGCAGCAAUAACUUCAACCAGACGCUUCUUGAAGCUGCAGAUCAGUUUGGCACAUCGAUCAGGACAAAUUUUGGCCCAUUCUUCUCUACAAAACUGCUGUAGUUCAGUCACAUUCCUGGGAUGUCCAGCAUGAAUCGCUGUUUUUAGGUCAUGCCACAGUAUCUCAAUAGGGUUCUCAGUCUGGACUUUGACUUGGCCGCUUCAGAACGUGUAUUUUGUUCUUCUGAAACCAUUCUGAAGUUGGUUUAAUCCAUCCUCUUUUUAGCUUCAACUGUCUAACAGACGGCCUCAGGUUUUCCUGCAAAACAUCCUGAUAAACUUUUGAAUUCAUUCUUCCAUUAAUGAUUGCAAGUUGUCCAGGCCCUGAAGUAGCAAACAGCCCCAAAUCGUGAUGCUCCCUUCACCGUGCUUCACGGUGGGGAUAAGAUGUUGAUGUUGGUGAGCUGUUCCAUUUUUCCUCCACACAUGAUGUUGUGUGUUACUCUCAAACAAUUCAACUUUGGUUUCAUCAGUCCACAAAAUAUUUUGCCGGAACUUCUGUGGAAUGUCCAAGUGCCUUUUUGCGAACAUUAAAAGAGCAACAAUGUUUUUUUUUUUUUUUAAGACAGCAGUGGCUUCCUCCGUGGAGUCCUCCCAUGAACACCAUUCUUGGCCAUAGUUUUACAUAUUGUUGAUGUGUGCACAGAGAUAUUGGACUGCACCAGUGAUUUCUGCAAGUCUUUAGCAGACACUCCAGGGUUCUUAUUUACCUCUCUGAGUAUUCUGCGCUAAACUCAUGGCAUCAUCUUUGUUGGACGGCCACUCCUUGGGUGAGAAGCAACAGUGCCAGACUCUCUCUAUUUGUAGAAAACUUCUCUAACUGUUGAUUGAUGAACAUCCAGACUUUUAGAGAUGGUUUUGUAUCCUUUCCCAACUUUAUACAAACCAAGAAUCCUUUCAUUUCUUACCAGUUGUGUGUUUUAUAGUGGGCAGGGCAGCUUUAAACCACUCAUCAGUGAUUGGGCACACACCUGACUUAAAUUGUUUGGUAUAAAUUGGUUUCGAUUGCUAUCCUCAUUAAAAUAUGAAAACCUAUGAAUGUUUGGGUGGUUUUAGUCAAAGCAGACACUGUAUUUUCAUCUGUGCGAUUUUGACAAAGAUCAGAUCACGCUUGAUGGUGAGAUGUGAGAAAUGUGAGAAAUUCCAAAAGGCUCAGAUACUUUUUCAUACUUUGUGUGGAAAACAAUUGUAGGCUAUUAAUACAAAACAAUCCCAUCCAAAAUUGUGCAAAUUACUUCACUUUGUGCCAUUCAAAACAUCAUAAAGAAAACUUUGCAAGAAAUACAAACUGACAUAAAAAAAAGUGCUAUCUAUUUGAUCUGGCAAGGCAUGGACCUACUUCUCAUAGAAAUAAGUCAUAUUUUGCACUGCAUUCUAAUACUAAUAAUCGUACGUGUAUAUAAUAGUGCUCAAAAUUGAAUGUUUAUUAUGCUUCUUGUAGAAGUGGAUUUCAUGAAUUGUGUUCAAACAAUUGUUGACAAUUGAGAUUUAAAUGCAAACUUUUUAUUGUAUCACUUAUGUGCUAUCGUGCCUCACUCUCCUUUAACCCAUGUGUCUUUAUUUACAUGUCCGAGCAACUUGACGGAAAUAAAUGAAGUGCAAAUUA
This is a messenger RNA of Corythoichthys intestinalis (scribbled pipefish), 4257 nucleotides long. RefSeq names its product ras homolog family member V (gene rhov). Gene Ontology annotation, biological process: establishment or maintenance of cell polarity; endocytosis; Cdc42 protein signal transduction. The record is from RefSeq and is a predicted model, not a curated record. The transcript has 3 exons. NCBI's taxonomy places the organism in Eukaryota, Metazoa, Chordata, Actinopteri, Syngnathiformes, Syngnathidae. The coding region runs from base 76 to 789 and encodes 237 amino acids. Gene Ontology annotation, molecular function: GTPase activity; GTP binding; protein kinase binding.